UAAGGCGCGCAUAUGAUUAAUAGUGCCUCACUUUUUCACCAAAAUAAAUAUUCUGCUUGUGCGGUGCAAUUUGCAGCGCCAUUUCUAAAUAUCCAAAUUAAUAGCCACUCUCAUCGUCACUAGUUAAGAUAACAUGAGCAGCAACAGGGUGCCAUUGAAGAAGACGACUUCAUUUCCCAUGAAAAAAUCACCUUCAGUGCAAUUUCCAAAGACUCCAUCCCCGAUUGAAUUCCCUACCUCUCCUCACCUUUUGUUGGGAGAAGAAUUAAUUCAUUCCGGUCACCCCCAACACCGUCUGUUUCAGGUUGACCUGCCAGAACUCUUUACCUGCGCAGGCUGCAAAGAGUAUGGUUCAGGCAAGAGGUUCACUUGCCAACAAUGCGAUUUUCAGUUACAUGAGUUCUGUGGUUUGGCUCCUCCGCUGCUCAAGGCCCAUCCUCUCCAUAUGCAUCACCAACUCUACUUCUCUUCCAAACCAGGUAAAGGUGGGAUUUUAAAAUCAAAGUGUGAUGUUUGUGGGAAGCCUGCCAAAGGAUACAGUUUUAGAUGUAACGCCUGCAAUUAUCAGAUGCAUCCAUGCUGUGCUAUGCUUUCUAAUGAAAUUAACAUUUCAGUCCAUCCACACCCACUCAAACUCCUACCUGCAGCUGUCAUGAGUACUUUGCCAAAUGGGGACUCAUCAGGUGGCUUUGUUUGUGGAGAAUGCAACCGCUUCAAGAGAUCAGGCCGAGUGUAUCGUUGCACAGUCUGUGAGUAUCAUCUCCAUGCAGUUUGUGCAAAGAACAUGGUGAACGGUCUUCACUCCAACGGCAUCAAGGUUGAAAAUUCCAGCAUGUUUGGAACAGCAGCUAAGCUAGCCUCUCAGGUCAUCAUCCAAUUCAUCGGAGGAAUCAUCGAGGGGAUUGGAGAAGGCGUCGGAGAAGCCUUCAUUCAAAGUAUUGCUAGAGGAAGGCGUCCCAGAAGACGUCCAAUUGAUGAAUGAAUUAAAAACAAAACAAGUUGAGAAAGGAAAAAUGAUGAGUAAGCUUUAUCUAUCUUCAAAGGGCUGAUACAAUAGUCUGAAUUAUAAAUAUGCAUUAAUUUGCUUAUGCCUAUGUUUAGCUGAUGGGAUAAUUGAGUCGUAGCUAUUAAUAUUUGUUAAUUAAGCUCUGUGGAGAACGUUGUAUUUGUAAAUUGGGAUCAGACCUGUCAAUAAACUAAUUAAUUAUUUAUUAA
Molecule: messenger RNA, 1215 nt
Organism: Jatropha curcas
Lineage: Eukaryota; Viridiplantae; Streptophyta; Magnoliopsida; Malpighiales; Euphorbiaceae
Product: Cysteine/Histidine-rich C1 domain family protein
Source: RefSeq, a predicted model, not a curated record